This is a messenger RNA of Cooperia oncophora, 843 nucleotides long. The record is from the annotation of a GenBank genome assembly. Lineage: Eukaryota; Metazoa; Nematoda; Chromadorea; Rhabditida; Trichostrongylidae.
AUGAGCUUCGCCCUCAUAUUCUUUCCGCACUCUCGCACCAGUGACGUGGUGCCGGCCUCAUCUGUGCCUCGCGGUACAAAUGUUGGAGAAACAGCGAGGAUUCGCUGGGAAGGGAGGUAUUAUAAGGGAAAGGUGCUAUUUACUGGCCCAAAAGAGGUCUGCGAAUUGAAAUCAUCUGCUGUUACCACGGAUGGAGACCUGGCCGAUGAUUUAUUCGAUAUAUCACCUCUCCCACAGGACGGGAACCAAGGCGACGACGACGCCCACACGUCGUCGGCUGAUGCGGGUCCCUCUCCAACAGAGCGAGAAAUUGUGAUGCGGCUGAUAAGAACUGAAGAGGAUACUGCUCUCAUGAAAAACAUGAUUAUCCAAAUGAAUGCUAUACUCGCUUCGCACACCCAAAGAUUGGAACGUAUUGAGCAAGUAGGCAAAGAACUCCUUAGACGGAAUCCGACCAAACAAACACAAGGGAACAUCGUGUACGCAUAUGUGAGCGCGAGGGCUGUGGCUGAAUUACGAGAAUUGAAAGGGCAAAACCGAAACCACUUCGCGCUCACUUUAGAAAAAAUGGUCUAUAGAGAUGACCCAAAGGAAAUGGAAUUAUUGGUUGAUGACCGCAAUGAGGCAGAAAGAGUUCUUUUUAUCCAACAGUGUGUUAACAAGUACUAUGAAGUUCCUGAACAUCUACGAGAUGACGUGUGGAGGAAAAUCAAGGAAACCCUCAAUAGCCGCGUUAGAAGACUUAGGAAAGCUACCAGAGAUCGGCAAAGCACUUCUGAGGGCUCACGGCUUCAAGAAGAGGACACUUUGUAUCGCUUAGACCUAUAUGAUUGCAUAUAUUGA